AUGGCUUUGUGCAGUCGAGUCGUCGUCGAGUCGUCGUCGUCUUCGAUGAUGAUGCGGCGGGGUGCCGCUUUCAACAACAAUCAUAGUAAUAAGAAGAAGAUCUUUCUCUCUUUCUUGCUGACGAAGAGACGCAUCACCCGUUUUUCUGGAUUAACGAACUCGGGGUCGUCUUCGUUCGAGCAAAGAGGAGGAGGAGGAGAAGAAGAAGAAGAGAAUAAUAAAGAUAAAAAAGAUGAAUUAGUGAUCAUCACCAACGAUGCGCUGCAUUACGCUUCAACGAUGACGCAGAAGAGAAACGAAGUCGAGGAGUAUUUACAGAAGUGCGACAGCUUGGAGUUGGAGCUACAACUCGCUCUCGCGGCAGAAGAUUACGACGCCGCUUCGAAAAUCAAAAAAAAUCUUCAACCGGAAAACUCAGAUGAAGAUAUUAAUUUUAGCAUGCUGUGCGAUUUAUGUCGACGCGUCAACCAACCACCGACAUCCAUAAUAGGCAGCUCGGCUUAUGAAACUGAAACAGAGGAGAUUACCAUGGCAGCGAGGAAGCUUGGAUUAAUCGGUGAUCCGAGAGCUCUACCAGCUCUCGCCCGAGCGCUUCGAAUGCCCACUGUGAGCGCGAAAGCGAAAAACGUGAGCGCGAAAGCGCACGCUCAAAUUGAACGAAGCAUGUGGACUUUGUUCGGAAAGAGCGGCGACAUGGAACUCGAUUUACUACUUCAAAAAGGACGAGAUAUUAUGCAUGGAAAAUACAUGAAUCGCAUAUUAGAAGGGAGAGUUGAACACGAACCAACUGAGGAGGAAAUAAAAGAACAAAUACGCGAUUUCGAGCAGGAGAGAGCGCGAAGUUUAUCGGAAUCGAUCGAUAUCUUUACGAGAAUUAUCGAAAAAUCGAAUGGAUUGUUCGCAGAAGCCUGGAAUCAACGAGCGACGGCUUUGUAUUUGCGAGGCGAUUUGGCCUCGGCAUACGCCGACGCUGAGGAGGCAUUUCGGUUGAAUCCGUACCAUUUCGGCGCGCGUAGUGGCAUGGGUUUAUGUAAAUUGGGAAUGAGAUGCUACGACGAAGCGUUGAUGAUGUUUGAGUCUACUCUCGAGAUAAACCCACGCAUCGAUUCUAUUAAAGGCCAAUCCAAACGACUUCGAAAGAUGAUGGAAAAGCCUCGAGUCGAGCAACAAAAGCUCAAGGAUGUGCUCGAAGAUUACAAAAGGUCCAUAGCGCCAUCCUCAGAUUCGUCGCAGCGCAAAGACGAUGACUCUGAAACGCCAAAAAUGUAA
Molecule: messenger RNA, 1269 nt
Organism: Bathycoccus prasinos
Lineage: Eukaryota; Viridiplantae; Chlorophyta; Mamiellophyceae; Mamiellales; Bathycoccaceae
Product: TPR repeat-containing protein
Exons: 1
Coding region: 1-1269 (422 amino acids)
Biological process (GO): post-translational protein targeting to endoplasmic reticulum membrane
Cellular component (GO): TRC complex; membrane
Molecular function (GO): molecular adaptor activity; protein binding
Source: RefSeq, a predicted model, not a curated record